Messenger RNA from Phlebotomus papatasi, 1513 nucleotides. RefSeq lists its product as uncharacterized. The record is from RefSeq and is a predicted model, not a curated record. Lineage: Eukaryota; Metazoa; Arthropoda; Insecta; Diptera; Psychodidae.
UGAAAAUCAAUUCAGUUCAGUGAAUUUAUUCUAUUUCUGUUCUUGGUUAAGAGCUACAGUUGUCCAUCAUGAAAUGGAAAUUGAUAUUUUGCUCAGCAGUCUUCUUGCAUCUACUAAUCAGCGUUCUGGGUACUUCAUCCAAAACAGUUCCCGUGAAAGUUGACGACGAUCUGUCCAACACAAUUAGUCGCAUACAACCAAAUUUUGGCGCCUACCUCAAGAGAGCUUUCACCAAUGCCCACAUCAGCCGGAAUGACGUCAACGAGGGAAUGCCUCAUGUUAUUAUCGAUAAGACAUUCUUCCAAGAUAACUCCAGUGACGUGAUGAUUAAAAACCUCCGUACCAUAAAGAGUGAAUUCCCAAGACUGACAUCCAUCAAGGCUGAUAUGCUGCAGGAUAUCCUCGUCCUGUCAGUAGACUUUGGAGCUCUCUCCUUGGACUGCGAGUAUGAGAUAAUCAACCGCGAUGUGAUGAGUCUCCUGCCAGUGUCCAGCGUUGGACUCCUCAAUGCCACAAUCGAUAGCACGAAAGCCCAGGGACGAGUAGGCUACAGGAUCAUGGGAGAUUCACUGCAAGCGAUAAAUUUCGACGUUGAAUACAAAAUCGGACAAAUUCAUCUCGAUGCCACUUACUCAAGGUCCGGACAGAAGAUGCACAGUCAGAGCACGAGAUCAUCCAUUGAUGACACAAUUUUCAAGGGAGUUCGAAGGGAUAUGGAGAGGUACUUCGAGAAACAACUGAAGGAUCACCUCAACUAUCUACUCGAAGAUGUAUCCCUGAAUCAGUUAUUUAACGAGGAUAAUGAUUUAAUCAGGAAAUUUGUUGUGAGAGGACAGACCCGAACGGGCAUGGCAAAUGAACUUGUGGAUCUUUUCCUAGACCAAAUUCGCAGAAUGAUCUAUCAGCAAGGCUUCUCAGAGAUUAAGCUUGAUGACUUUAAGAAGUCAUUCUUCUGGGUUAUAAUCUGGGGUGCCUUCGAAGCCAAAGAAGGAUCUGCACGCAAUUUGUCCACAAUCUAUAGAACCGGGGACUUUUCUCUCCAUCAAGAAGAGACAACAGUGACGAUUUUUGGUUCUCUUGGACUUGAAGAAUUAUCUUGCAAUUACAAUCAAUAUUGGGCCCAUCUUUGGGGCAUUGGACCAUCAGGAAAAAUUGCUGUGACUACAGGAAAAAAUUCAGUAAAGUUCAAAAUCGUAAGCGAUGGAUGGAUUACGAGUUUGGACGAUAUUUGCAAAAUUAUCGAUCUUGACUUCCAAGUGGAAAGAAUUGAGAAAAUCCAUGUGGAUAUCACAGGAUUGGGUAUUUUUAAACCUUGCAUCCUCAAUAAUUCUGGUUUAUUGCACUCCUCAAUGGUCCUGUUGUGCAAUUUGUGGAAGAUACCGUAAAGCAGGAAAUUAAUCAAUAUCUCUCACUUUGCGGCUCGAAAAGGCAUCCCUAAAAAUGAUAUUAAAUCUGAAGCAAACUUUUAAAUUCAUUUCUAUGAAACAAUAAACGCUUACAUUAAUGCAAUAAA